Molecule: messenger RNA, 1315 nt
Organism: Ipomoea nil (Japanese morning glory)
Lineage: Eukaryota; Viridiplantae; Streptophyta; Magnoliopsida; Solanales; Convolvulaceae
Product: DNAJ protein JJJ1 homolog
Exons: 1
Molecular function (GO): zinc ion binding; nucleic acid binding
Source: RefSeq, a predicted model, not a curated record
CCUAAUCUUAGCAGCUAGCACAUUGGGAGCUCUGUUUUGAGUUGAGACGAUACCUUAUUUAUACAAUGAAGUGAACUUCGUUUUGCAUCGUCUUCCCCGAUUUAAAACCCUAGUAUAACCGAUCAGUAUUUCUCUCUCUCAAAUGGCGUCGCCAGAUAAGCAAUGCCUCUACGAGGUUCUCGGCGUGAGCCGAGAGUGCAGCUCCGACGAAAUCCGGUCCGCUUACAAGAAACUAGCUUUGCAGCGCCACCCGGACAAGCUGGUCCAAUCCGGCGUCCCGGAAUCCGAAGCCACCGCCGCAUUCCAGGAGCUCGUAAAUGCUUACGAAGUCCUCUCCGACCAGCGCGAGCGCUCCUGGUACGACUCCAACCGCUCCAACAUCCUAUUCUGUACUUCCACUAAUUCCUCUUCAAACUUUGCCUCUGUCCCCAAUCUCUUCUCCUUCUUCUCCAAUUCCGUCUACUCCGGCUUUUCAGACACCGGCAAGGGAUUCUACAAAGUUUACGCUGACGUAUUUGAUAAAGUUUAUCACAAUGAAGUCAAUUUUGCGAAGAAAUUAGGUCUAAACCCUCCCAACGAAGCUCCGAUCAUAGGAAAUUCCAAUAGUCCUUAUGCUCAGGUGACUGCUUUCUAUAAUUACUGGUUGGGAUUUACGACGGUGAUGGAUUUCUGCUGGGUCGAUCAGUACGACGCGAUGGCCGGAAUAAACAGAAAGUCGAGAAGAGUGAUGGAGGAUGAGAAUAAAAAGCUGAGGAAAAAGGCACGAAGGGAGUACAACGAAACUGUUAGAGGAUUAGCAGAGUUCGUGAAGAAGAGAGACAAGAGGGUAAUCGAUAUGCAGGUGAAGAGGAGCGAGGAGAUAGAGAGGAAAAGAGAGAAAGAUCAAGCUAGGAAGAAGGAGUUAGAGAGGCUUAAGCAAGAGAGGGCAAAGAAGUACAAGGAAGCUGAGUGGACUCAGGUUGAAGAUGAAGCUGAAGAAACAUGGGAAGAAGAAGAAGAAGAGGAUGAUAGGAAAGAGCUAUACUGCAUAGCCUGUGGGAAGAAAUUCAAGAGUGAGAAGCAAUGGGAAAAUCAUGAGCAGUCUAAGAAGCAUAAGGAGAAAGUUGCAGCAUUAAGAGAAGCUUUCAGUGGUGUGGACAAAGAAUUUGAGGAAAUAGUUGUCAAUGGAAGGAAGGAGGAGGGGGAAGAGCAAAAGAUACCUGAGGCUGAUGAAAGUGAUUAUUUUUCAGCAACAGAUGAUGCUAGUAAUUAUAUUUUCUUCAUUAUAUUUCAUAUUAUCUUAUUUAUAAUUAAGAAAUUGUAUUUAGAAUUUAAA